AUGUAUACCCCUAAAUAUGAUUUAUCACGUUUGGGUGUUGUAUCAGUUAUAUUCAAUCCUGUUCAAUAUCGUAGUCGAUAUGAACAAUAUUAUAAAUUUCGUAAUCACAUGGCACGUUCUGGUGUUAAUUUAUUCACUGUUGAAUGUGUCUUCGAUUCGGCAACACGAUUCGGUUUGCCACCACAGCGAUUCGAAGUGACACAAGCUGACAAUCCACGACAUAUUCAAGUUGUAGCUCCAUCCAUUAUGUGGAUGAAAGAGAACUUAAUCAAUAUUGCCGUUCAACAGUUACCACCGACGAUUGAUCGAAUUGCGUGGAUCGAUGCUGAUGUAGAAUUUGAGCAUCUCAAUUGGCCUCACUUGACAAUGAAGGCUCUUGAUCGAUAUCCCAUUGUACAAAUGUUCAAAAUUGGUUAUUUUACAGGACCCAGCGGUAAACAGGAAAUUCUGAGACGAGAUCAUUCCUUUGGAUAUUCCAUUCGUCACAAUAAGCCAAUAUAUCCGCAUCAUUCUCAGUGGUAUGCUCAUCCAGGUUAUGCCUGGGCGAUGCAUCGAGAUACUUUUAAUGCCAUCGGUGGUCUUAUUGAUUUUUGCAUCGUUGGUUCAGGUGAUCUUCAUUUGGCGUAUGCUCUUUUAGGUCGUGUUGAAGAGACAUUUCCUAGUGGGUUACACAAGGAUUAUCGGAUGCAAGUAUCGAACUGGGGUGAUGGAGUUGCUAGAGCAGCUGGUAAUGGUGCUUUUGUGGGUUAUGUCGAUGUGAAUCUGUAUCAUCGUUGGCAUGGUAGUCGAACUAAUCGGAAUUACAUUAAUCGAUGGUAA
This is a messenger RNA of Adineta steineri, 819 nucleotides long. Lineage: Eukaryota; Metazoa; Rotifera; Eurotatoria; Adinetida; Adinetidae. The record is from the annotation of a GenBank genome assembly.